AAGAUUAUAAAGCAAUAUUUGCCAAGGAUAAAUAUGACAUAGGAACCGUAAAAGAUUAUGAAGCAAGAAUAGAUCUUUUAGUGGACAAAUUUUGUACCAAAAGAGCAUACAGAUGUACAAUUUAGGAGAGGAAAGAAAUAGAACAGCAUGUGGCAUAACUAUUGAAAAAUAAUUUAAUUGAAGAAUCAUGUAGCCCUUUUCUGCACCGGUGACUCUAGCAUUAAAAAAAGGUGAAGGAAAGACUAGACGAUGCAUCGAUUUUAGAAUUUUAAAUAAAAUUGUAAUACCCCAGCCUCAACCUAUUCCGUUAAUUCAUGAUCUGAUAAUUAAAGCUAGUAAUCGUAAAUAUUUUACAUCACUAGAUAUAAAUUCAGGAUUUUUGUCGAUACCACUAAGGGUAGAGGAUAGAAAACUCAAGCUGCAAGUGUUUUUAUAAAAAUAGUUCAAAAUACAUUAGUAAUUAGCAAGAUAGAUAAAAUACUAACCGAUCAAAUCCAGGUCUCAACUCUAGAGAAUUUAAAAAUUAUAUAAUAGACCAAAACAUCAGACUUAUUUAUACAACCUUAAAAGCACCCUUUUCAAAUAACCUAAAUUAUAGAAUAAACCAAACAAUAGUUAAGAAAAUAAGAUGUAGAAUUAAUGAAUCUAAAGAAAAUAAAGCUUGGACAACAGUAGCAAGAGAAUGUGUUGAUAAAUAUAAUAUAACAGAGCACUCUGUAACAGGUUUUACACCACAAUAUUUAUUAGACGGAACUAACACAAAUUUGCUACCAGAAGAACUAAAACAAUAUAGAAGUUCAAAUGACUGGAAAAAAUAUAGAAAAUUAGCGCUACAAAAUACUAUAAAAUCGCAUAAAUAUAACAAACAAUUAUUUGACAAGAACAGAAAAGAACAUGAAUACAAUACAGGUAAUUUAGUAUAUGUUGAAAACGGAAAUAGAUUAAAUAGGCAAAAACUAGAUGAACUCAGAAUUGGACUAUUCGAAAUAACGGAGAAGAUAUCAAACACAAUAUUAAGGAUCAAAACCAGAAAAAGAAAUGAGGAAACAGGAUUAUUUCACAUAACAAAAUUAAUACCAGAAUAG
Molecule: messenger RNA, 1085 nt
Organism: Cinara cedri
Lineage: Eukaryota; Metazoa; Arthropoda; Insecta; Hemiptera; Aphididae
Source: the annotation of a GenBank genome assembly